GGAAUACACAGACACAUGGCGACGCCGAUGGAGGAGGCGGCGGCGGCGCCCGCGCCCGCGCCCGCGCCCGCUGGUGGAGGCGGUGACGACGCGGAGAUGCCCGCCGCCCCAACCUCGGGCUCCGACUCGGACUCGUCGGACUCGGACGACGACGGAGCGGCCGGCGCCGACGAGCUCCGCAUCCAGGCCCUAGAGCAAGCCCUACAGGAGCAGCCUCUCGACUACGAGACCAACGUGCAGUAUAUCCAAUGCUUGAGGAAGUCAGGCAACAUCAAGAAGCUUCGUGCGGCAAGGGAAGAGAUGAACAAGUAUUUCCCGCUUCCGCCAAAGAUGUGGCAGGAGUGGGCGAAGGAUGAGAUCUCAUUGAGCUUGAGUGAUGAAUCUUUUGGUGAUGUUGAAAAGCUCUAUGAGCGUGGGGUGCAAGAAUAUCUGUCCGUUAAGUUAUGGCAGGAUUACCUUGAUUAUGUUGAAGAGCAUGAUCAAUUAGUGUCUCAAUGUUCACCAUCUGGCCUCUCCAAAAUGAGAGAUUUGUUUGAGCGCGCUAUUACUGCAGGUGGGCUGCAUGUCACUGAGGGCAGCAAACUAUGGGCAGCUUAUAGAGAAUAUGAGAUGGCCAUUCUUAUCACCAUAGCUGAUGGCAAUGAUGAGGAAAAAGCAAAGCAAGUUCAGUGUAUACGCACGCUCUUCCACCGCCAGUUAUCUGUUCCUUUGGCUGAUAUGGAAUCAACGCUUGCUGAGUAUAAGAGCUGGGAAGCCGAGCAAGGCAAUGCAAACGAUCCAGGUUCCGAUUUUGAUGGUGCUCCCUCAAAUGUCGUAUCUUCUUACAAAAAGGCCAAUGAUAUGUACAAUGCAAGGAAGCAAUAUGAGGAUCAACUAAGCAAUGUAGGCGCAUCUGAAGCUGACAAACUGCAGGAGCUUCUGAAAUACAUCAAAUUUGAGGAGGCUUUCGGUGACCCUGCUCGUGUUCAAGUUCUGUAUGAACGAGCUGUUUCAGAGCUUCCUGUUUCAAGUGAUCUAUGGAUGGAAUACACAAGUUACCUGGACACUACCUUGAAGGUGCCUUCUGUUCUCAGAAGUGUUUAUCACAGAGCCACACGAAAUUGUACAUGGGUUGGUGAGCUAUGGGUCCGUUAUUUGCUGUCUUUGGAGCGUAUUCGUGCUUCUGAAGAGGAGUUGCGGCAUGUGUUUGAACGGGCAGUACAAUGUUCGUUUCCAACCAUAAAAGAGUAUCUCGAUGUUUAUCUUACUCGAGUUGAUGGUUUAAGACGGAUGAUUUCAAAUGGAUUGGAUUUCCAACUGAUUAGGCAGACAUUCAUGGAUGCUUCUGAAUUUCUCUCACCUCAACUGGGAACAGAGGAGUUAUUACUCUUGUAUGCAUAUUGGGCCAAAUUAGAGUGUAAUCUUGGCAAAGAUCUAGCCGCAGCUCGUGGAGUUUGGGAAAACACUUUGAAAAAAAGCGGGUCUGCUCUUGAAGUCUGGCAACACUACAUUUCAAUGGAGAUAGAAAUGGGACAUGUACAUGAGGCGAGAUCACUUUAUAAGCGCUGUUAUAGCAAAAGAUUUGCUGGGUCUGGAUCAGAGGACAUAUGUCAUGCGUGGAUAAGAUUUGAAAGGGAGCAUGGCACCUUAGAUGAUUAUGACCUUGCUGUAAAAAAGGUCACUCCUCGGUUAAAGGAGCUUUCGGUGUUCAAAGCUCAACUGGAGGCUAAAGUUGAGGUUUACUCUGUCCGCAAUGAUACUUCUAAUGCAAAUGAUUCCUCUCAGAAAAGAAAACCAAAUAAAAUGACCAGUAAACAGCAGCCCCCUGCUAAGAAAAGGAAAGAGAAUCCACCUAAAAGCACUAUGUCAUCAGAUGACCAAGGAUCAAAGACGCAAAGCGGAAACCAUGGUGCUGUAGAAGUUGGAGAGGUCAGCAGGGAGAAGGUCGAGGCAUCGAUCGAAAUGAAAGUGGACGGUGACAGCCGAACAGGGAAUACAAGUUCAAAUGAAUCAAAGCCAUACUUCUACAAUGACAAGUGCACGGUAUUUGUGUCAAAUAUAGACUUGAAGGCAAAUGAGGAGAACCUCCGACAUUUCUUUUCUGACAUUGGUGGUGUGACAGCAAUAAGGUUGCUGAAGGACAAAUUCACCAAAAAGUCAAGGGGGCUGGCCUAUGUGGACUUUUCAGACAACGAGCAUGUUGAGGCAGCCAUUAAGAAAAACAGGCAGAAGUUGCUUGGAAAGAAAGUGAGCAUCGCUCGUUCGGAUCCGAGCAAGAGUAAGAAGAACCGUGAAGCAGGCCCGUUCUCCAAAGGCCAGGAUAAAUUGCCUCAGAGUGGCGAUGAUGGUGCAAAAGCACUAGGAUCCAGUAGACCAGACAAGGAAAUACCCGAAGGUGACACGAAAAUCACAGGGAAGAACACCUUUGCUGCACCACGAGCUGUGGUUAAACCUCUUGGAUGGACCCAAAGGGAUGAGAAAUCAGACGGUGGUUCAGAAGAGUUAAAAUCAAAUGAGGAGUUCAGAAAUAUGUUACUUAAGAAGUGAUGUUCGUAGCCAGGUGCGUGAAUCUCCAUAUCCCGUCCAGCUUGAUCUGACUAGAUUUCCGGUGGCUCCAUGCUUAUGUUAUGCUUAACUAGGGAUCCGCGAUAUUUGGAAGUGAAUGGAGGUUGCGCCUUCGGCUAAAUCAAGGAGGGUAACUAGCACCCGGGGAUUCAGAAUCAUUGGCGAAGAGCUGCGAGUAUUUCUGUUAACCGAGGGAUAUUAUAUGCCAUGUAGAAACUAGUAGUUUGUUGGGAAUAAUGUAUGUGACGUUGCGUCGGAGCAGAAAUGCCUGCCCAUGUAAAUCGAAAUCAGUGGUCGUAACAGAUUACGGUUCUUUAUCAUUGGCAGUGCCGCGGAAACAUCUCAGCGUCUCAAAAAAAAAAAAAAGGUAAUAUUAUGUAUACAUAAUGGUUGGAGUAGGAAAUUUUGCUAGUAUGUUCAAAUUUGUGUUAACCAUUAGGCUAUUUAUUUAUUAAUUCAAGCAUGAUAAACGGUCAAAUACGUACACAUGCAAAUUCCCUUUCGAA
This is a messenger RNA of Phragmites australis (common reed), 3050 nucleotides long. RefSeq lists its product as uncharacterized. The transcript is spliced from 16 exons. The record is from RefSeq and is a predicted model, not a curated record. NCBI's taxonomy places the organism in Eukaryota, Viridiplantae, Streptophyta, Magnoliopsida, Poales, Poaceae. Gene Ontology annotation, cellular component: nucleus. Gene Ontology annotation, biological process: RNA processing. Gene Ontology annotation, molecular function: protein binding; RNA binding. Bases 16 to 2526 code for a protein of 836 amino acids.